AUGUUUACUCUAUUUAGCCGAUAUGAUCUCAUGGAACGAGCGCUGAAUGAAGCGUCACUCACACCCUCAAAAAUGAGGGCUUACGCGAUGCCACAGCAGGGCAGCGGUACAUUACCAGAUGACGUCCGAACGUCCAUGGUAGAAAUGAUGAAUCAGGAUAGCAGAGAUUAUGUGAAGCAGUUUGAGCAAUUAGCCAAUACUAUUACUGCCCCGCGAAAUCGAGGAAGAGUGGAACGAACGCCCAAAAGGAAGAGGAAACGAUGA
Molecule: messenger RNA, 264 nt
Organism: Cylicostephanus goldi
Lineage: Eukaryota; Metazoa; Nematoda; Chromadorea; Rhabditida; Strongylidae
Source: the annotation of a GenBank genome assembly